Messenger RNA from Fundulus heteroclitus (mummichog), 1672 nucleotides. Its product is annotated as acyl-coenzyme A thioesterase 1. NCBI's taxonomy places the organism in Eukaryota, Metazoa, Chordata, Actinopteri, Cyprinodontiformes, Fundulidae. Gene Ontology annotation, biological process: acyl-CoA metabolic process; fatty acid metabolic process. The coding region runs from base 161 to 1405 and encodes 414 amino acids. Gene Ontology annotation, molecular function: fatty acyl-CoA hydrolase activity. The record is from RefSeq and is a predicted model, not a curated record. The transcript has 4 exons.
CCAUGUAGAAAAAACAACUUUCUGUGCGCUGUUAGAAGUCCUGCUUGCGUCCCAGAGAUUUAGACCUUGUUUGGCCAAAAAAACAAGGAGUUAAAGUUGUUUGUUUUGUUUGUUUGUUUAGAAUAAAGAAGUUUGUGGGGUUGUCAGAAAAUUAGCCAAGAUGUCCAGUCAAGUCAGGCUGAGGCUGCUGCCCAGCGUCAGGUGUCUGUUCGAUGAGCCCGUCCAGGUGAAGGUGGCCGGGCUGAGGUCCAGGCAGGUGGUCACCGUGAGAGCCAGGUCCACAGAUGAGAGAGGAGUGGUGUUCAAUUCCUCUGCCAGCUACAGGGCCGAUGACAGAGGGGAGAUUGAACUGAACAGAGACGCCUCGCUCUGCGGGAGCUACGUCGGUGUUGAACCCAUGGGUCUGCUGAGGUCACUGAAGGCAGACGCUUUGCACACAUACUUCUAUAAGAACAGAGCGUUGGAGCCUUUCAUGGUGAACUUCUCUGUGCAUGAGGAGGAGGGCAGGAUGCUGGCAGAGGCGACCAAUGAGAGGUUUCUGAUGGGAGACGGGAUCAGGCGAGUUCCUGUUAAAGAAGGCAACGUUCAAGGAGUCCUGUUUACUCCUCCAGGAGAGGGUCCCUUUCCUGCGGUGUUGGAUCUGUGCACCUUCAUGUCAGAGAAAAGGGCCUCUCUGCUGGCCAACAAAGGCUUUGUAGUUCUUGCUUUACCCGUGUUCACUGAGAAACCCAACCUACAAAAGAUGAAUCUGGAUGACUUCGAAGAAGCGGUGCAGUUCUUACAAAACCAGCCUAAGGUGAACAGUAAAGGGGUUGGAAUAAUAUCCCGGUCAAAGGGGGCCGACGUUGCCCUUUCACUUGCUGCCUUUGUACCCGGAGUUGAAGCUGUGGUGUGGAUUAACGGCUGCAGCGCCAACGUUGGCAUUCCCCUCUACUAUAAGGGCCAUCAGAUCCUCUCACCAUUGAUGUUUAACUUCAGUAAGGUGAUACCCACCGAGUGUGGAGCCAACAUGAUCAAGCACGCUGUUGAAAACCCUCUGGCUGACGAGAACAAGAGCAGCAUCAUUCCCAUUGAGCGAGCAAAUAGUCAUUUCCUCUUCGUGGCGUCUGAGGAAGACCUCAACUGGGACAGCAGGGGCUACCUGGACGACAUGGUGGGGAGACUGAAGCGUCAUGGGAAGAAUAACUUCGAGAGCGUAACCUACCCUGCAGCUGGACAUUUACUGGAGCCACCUUACGGACCACACUGCCCCUCCGCUCUUCAUGGGAUGCUAAGGUUUCCAGUGGUGUGGGGCGGGGAGCCUCGAGCUCAUGCAGUGGCUGAAGUCCACCUGUGGACGAAGAUCCAGGAUUUCUUAAAAGCUCACCUGGGCUGCAAUUCUGCACAGACUGAAUCCAAACUAUAGACUUAAAUCUGUGGUCUCCAGAGCCAGUCUUUGAAGAUCAGUUUCCUCUAUGUUUUAGAAGUUGCCUGAAUCAAAUUAUUAGUUCAUCAAUCUUACUUCAGCAGAGCUUGGUGACUUGAUGAGAGGAAAUUCGGCUGUGAUGAGCAGGGGCACGUCUAAAACCCGCAGGGCAUCGGUCCUUAGCAGACUGGAAUUGGACAUUCCUCACCUAAAGAGUAACUCACCCCCAAAUAAUUUACAUUUUUGAUAAUAUUUUAUAGUACUGUC